UGCUGCUGUCGCCGCCGCUCGUUGGAGUCGCAGGUAACUGGCCCGGGGCCCAUGGGCAGACAGAGCCUGGGCGAGAGCCACCUGAUACCUCCUGCACCGUCCCUGUGGCACUGGAGGUCCAGUAGGCCUGGCCGAGGGUCCUGAGGGGCGAGGGUGCCCCGGCUCCCCGCACCUUCCGCGGCGACUGGAGGGAGCCGGGCCGAGGAAGCGACCGCGGAUCCUUGCCAGCACAUUACAGAAUAUUUUUGUUGAACCUUCUUGAGAGUUCAGAGAAACUGCUGAGUGACCACUGAACGAAAGAUCUAAUCUUUAGACUUACGAGUGUUCCAUCCACCAUGUCGUAUGUUUUUGUAAAUGAUUCUUCUCAGACUAAUGUGCCCUUGCUACAAGCCUGUAUUGAUGGGGACUUUAAUUAUUCCAAGCGGCUUUUGGAAAGUGGCUUUGACCCAAAUAUUCGUGACAGCAGGGGCAGAACAGGCCUUCACCUUGCAGCAGCUCGAGGGAAUGUAGACAUCUGCCAGUUACUGCAUAAAUUCGGUGCUGAUCUUCUGGCCACAGAUUAUCAAGGAAACACGGCUCUUCACCUCUGUGGCCAUGUGGAUACUAUCCAGUUUUUGGUUUCCAAUGGACUCAAAAUUGAUAUUUGCAAUCAUCAAGGUGCUACCCCUUUAGUUCUGGCAAAGCGCAGAGGAGUAAAUAAAGAUGUCAUCCGAUUGCUGGAAUCUUUGGAAGAACAGGAGGUAAAAGGAUUUAACAGAGGAACCCACUCGAAACUGGAGACCAUGCAGACAGCUGAGAGUGAAAGUGCUAUGGAAAGCCAUUCACUCCUCAAUCCCAACCUGCAGCAAGGUGAAGGGGUCCUUUCCAGCUUCCGAACCACGUGGCAGGAGUUUGUGGAGGAUCUGGGCUUCUGGAGAGUGUUGCUUUUGAUCUUCGUCAUUGCUUUGCUGUCUCUUGGCAUUGCCUAUUAUGUGAGCGGGGUGCUGCCCUUUGUGGAAAACCAGCCUGAACUGGUGCAUUAAAGGAGCUCAUGGAAGAUGAGGCAAUGAAUUGCCUAUUUCCUGGCUUCCAAUGUUUGUUCUCAGUUUCUCAGAAUUUUUCUUAGUGCAAAGCAGUGAGGGCGGUACAUGUUUCUUUUUGCAUUUUUAAUUAUUGUAAUCCUCUUAGAUAACGAUGUGUUCAUUUGAACUAACUACAUAUUAUGAUCAAGUAUAUUGCAUCCUAACGCUACCUCUGACUCAACCUGACUUUGUAGGAAAACCUACACAUAGCCUUGUUUGGUAAAAACACAGAAAUGACUAGAGAAUGGAAGAUAAAGGAAGAGGCUAGGAAGUCCUUGCUAUCAAAACCUUAUCCUAAUAUAGGACCAAUUGAAGUAUUCAAAAAGAAAAACAAUGUCUUAUAUGAUUAGUUUUUGUUGGUGGUUUUGUUUUCAUUUAUUUUUGCAAGAGCCACUUUUUAUUUACUGUCUCUAGGGACAAGAGAUAAUUUAAAACUUGAAGUACUUUUUUCAAAUCUUGUGUAGCAAAUUAGUAUUGUUAGAAUCUAUUCGGCUUAUUUUAGUAUUUUUAAGUCUAGUCACAAACCAAACAAAACUUUUGAAAAUGAGCUAUAUUUUGUUCAAAGGUGAUUGAUUUGAUCUUAUAUUUAUUUGUUUUUAGGUUAAUUUUUUAUUUUUUUGUAAACUGCUUUGCUCGUUAAUAUCUGUGAAAAAUAAACGAGUUCAUUUUGUUCACUUUCCGAUUUUCCCUAGUACCCUAUUCAUCAGAGAUAACCGUUCAUCAGAAUUAGUCAGAAAAUCCUUUUUCUAUUGAAGAGUUAGCAGGGAAAAAUAAUUCUGAUAUUUAACUGUCAUAAAUCUGUAGUGCUAUUAUAGUGAAAAACUCAGUUCUAUAAGCUAGCUGUGUUGUCACAGUUUUAUCAUAGUUCAUAAUUAUUUCAUGUGCAGUUCUAUUUAGAGGCCCUGUUAGACUUUUAACAAUCCCAUCCAUAUCUGUAAUUCUCUGAUGGCAAGAAUGGAUGGAGCAUUUCUGAGUUAACAGUGCUGAACAGUAUUGUACUGGGUGUCAUAAACUCUUUAUGAAUGGUAAUAUUAUGUAAAUUGAAAUCUGGCCCUCAAACUAUAUUGCAGCUUUCAGCAGUAUGUUUGAAGGCCUCUUUUGUUAAUGAUCCUGUAAUGUAUGAAUUAUGUUCUUGAGUUAUUAAAAAAGAAUAUGAAGGCUUGAUAAUUAUUCAUUGGGUAAAGUCAGGAAAUUGUAGUGAAAGAACUAAUGGUUUUGUUUUUUGGAAUACAGGCACCUAAGCUAUUGCUAAUUGAAUUGCUGCUAGAAUUAGAAAUUAUGCUUUAGAAUAGAAUUGGUAUUUCUGUGAUUCUUUUUGCUUCUUGGUGUUUUCUCUUGUAUCUGUAUAUCUAGUAUUGAGGCUCGCUCUUUCAUGUGGCUUUAUCCUCUCUCUAAUAGCUGUUGUAAAAUUCCUGAGUAACUGGCUGCUUCAGGAUCAGCUUGCAGAGUCUUGCUUUUAGGUUAGAUACAAACAAAGUAAAUCAUAGUUGGUGUAAAUACAGCAAAAAACAGCUGGCUUUAGAAUGGAGAACACUACAAUUCAAAUUUGAAGUAUAUUCAGAAGAAAACUUUGCUUUACAUUUGUUUGUAAAUCUAAACAAAUAUGCAAAAUUGGUCAAAAUGUAAGUAUAUAGCAUUUUUAAAGAUUAAUGGUUCCUUGUAUGUGCUGAUUUCUUUGUAUUCUGUUCUCUGCAUUCAUCAUUCAGGAAUACUACCAAUAAAUGUAUUUAUAUAUCCCUUAA
Messenger RNA from Chlorocebus sabaeus (green monkey), 2803 nucleotides. The record is from RefSeq and is a predicted model, not a curated record. NCBI's taxonomy places the organism in Eukaryota, Metazoa, Chordata, Mammalia, Primates, Cercopithecidae.